AUGGAAGUUGACCUGCUAAACCCCGAUCCCAAAGAGGAGGCUAAGCUUCACAAGCUUAAACGGCUGGUUCAAAAUCCAAAUUCGUUUUUUAUGGAUGUAAGAUGCCCUGGAUGUUUAACGAUCACAACGGUAUUCAGCCAUGCACAGACUGUCGUUCUGUGUGGAAGUUGCCAUGUAGUACUCUCCCAGCCUACUGGUGGAAGAUGCAGGUUGACCAAGGGCUGUUCCUUCCGUAGGAAAGUGGAGUAG
This is a messenger RNA of Babesia microti strain RI, 249 nucleotides long. Its product is annotated as small subunit ribosomal protein S27e. Gene Ontology annotation, molecular function: RNA binding; structural constituent of ribosome. Gene Ontology annotation, cellular component: ribosome; cytosolic small ribosomal subunit. The record is from RefSeq and is a predicted model, not a curated record. The coding region runs from base 1 to 249 and encodes 82 amino acids. The transcript has 2 exons. Gene Ontology annotation, biological process: translation; ribosomal small subunit assembly. Lineage: Eukaryota; Apicomplexa; Aconoidasida; Piroplasmida; Babesiidae.